CGGUGGCCUAUCUUGUACUUCCCCAUUGACGCCUUCUCGGCGGAUUACGACAAUUUGACAUCUCCCCCUAGUGCGCAGUACUGGACGGGGACCGAUCUAUUAGGCAGAGACCUAACCGUCGAGACUGGUCUAUGGCGGCGCAGUGUCUUUGUUUAUAGCAGGCUCCGCUCUCCUCCUGGGGACGAUCAUCGGUGGGACAUGGGGGUCCGUGAGCGGAUACCUGGGAGGGAAAACAGACCUCAUCAGCGAACGAUUCAUCGAGAUACUUCUCGCCCUGCCGGGCUUGAUCUUUGCCUAUCUGAUGAUCCUGGUAUUCGGCGACGGUUAUUUGCAACUUAUCUUGGCCUUAGCGAUUACCCGCGUCGGAUCCGUCGAGCGGGUUGUGCGAUCGGUGGCUUUGUCGGUAAAAGAGACCAUGUAUGUGGAAGCCGCCAGAAGCAUCGGGGCUUCUCAGAUGAGGAUAAUGUGGAGGCAUGUAUUCCCCCAGUGCGGAGCUGUCAUAAUAGUAUUGAUGACGAUGAACAUAGGGGGAAUUAUCAUCACGGAAGCCUCCCUCAGCUUUCUGGGGUUGGGAUUGGCCCUCCAACUCCAACAUGGGGCAAAAUGCUGGGUGAGUCCACGAGGCAGACAUUUGUUCCGAUAUGGUGGAUGGUCACGUAUCCCGGGUUGCUCAUCACUCUCACCGUGCUGUCCUUCAAUCUCUUCGGAGACGGUCUGCGUGACGCCCUGGACCCCAGACUCAGGGGCACGAUGUAA
Messenger RNA from Geodia barretti, 756 nucleotides. NCBI's taxonomy places the organism in Eukaryota, Metazoa, Porifera, Demospongiae, Tetractinellida, Geodiidae. The record is from the annotation of a GenBank genome assembly.